Molecule: messenger RNA, 9162 nt
Organism: Lytechinus pictus (painted urchin)
Lineage: Eukaryota; Metazoa; Echinodermata; Echinoidea; Temnopleuroida; Toxopneustidae
Product: dynein heavy chain domain-containing protein 1-like
Exons: 55
Coding region: 175-9084 (2969 amino acids)
Biological process (GO): microtubule-based movement
Cellular component (GO): dynein complex
Molecular function (GO): ATP binding; ATP hydrolysis activity; dynein intermediate chain binding
Source: RefSeq, a predicted model, not a curated record
GUCGAAAAUAGUUACAGAAGAAUGGCGACUUGGCAACGACAAGCAGACCUCCCGUGAAAUCGAGUUUCGAUCGUUAAUACGGUUACCUUACAAAAGAAUGCAAUGGACUGGUAACUGACUCAAGUCUUGACGCCUUGGUGUUUUUUAAAAUACAUAGCCAUUAAGGGCACGAUCAUGUCGUCUCUUAAGCAGCCGCUGUCUCCCUGUGUGAUACCUCUCUUAAAAGACUCCCAGCAAACACCUGCAAAGACGCCACAUGCUCACAUCUCCAAGUAUGCGGACCCCAAGCUGCUCUCGUCUACGUGGGCUUUGGAUAUCAGGAAGGACAUUAACCUGCAGGAAGAGAGGGGUGAAUGGCCGGACAAUUCUCUGAUCAAUGAUCUGAUCACCGAACUCAGUGCUGUAUUCAUAUCAGCGUUACAAAGGAAUAGUCGGCACCAGUGGCUGUAUCUUGCUGAGGUUUUGAGGAUUUGCUUGCCUUAUUCACAGUACCUACAGGAUGAUGACCAGCUGAGGCACUAUGUGAACAGAACAUAUUAUCAGACCAGACAAUACACCACUCCGACUGCGGGGUCAGAUCUUGAUGACUUAUUGGCCAACCUCUUCCCCAAGGCUGUACUUGCUUUGAAAUCUACUGGAGGAGAUGCCAAGGAUUACCGGAACCCUUUGACUCCUGCUCGGACACCCAACGGCUCAUCCCCGAGAUACAACCCCCUCUCAAUGUCCCUUCCAGAUGGAGCAGACCCCUAUACACUGGAACGACCUGGCGAUGAGGAGAAGCACACCCCAAGAGGCAUUAACCUGGGUCACAUACGGGAGGUCCUCCCAUCGGUCGUCAUGGAAACCACCAGACAUGAAGCUGUGUGGAGUGAAGGCCUUGGUAUGACAGCAGCAGCCAUGAAUAUUGACCUCAACGAUAAGAAACCAUCCCCUCGUAUCCCAGCACCCCCUCCAAGACUCCCGGACUCCUCCUGGAAAUCAGAAGGGCUCCCUCUACGUCAGGAAGACCUGGCCGUCAGUGAGGAUGCUGAAUCAGAACUAAGUGAGGAUAUCCCGCUAACAGGCAAAGAGGUGGUGGAGAUGUUCGGCAAAGGCCGUCACCUUGGCAAUGCCAAGUUCAUCUACCUGAAUCGUACUCCGACACGCCACUUCAUGCCGUACGAGCUCACCGUCGUUCCUAAACACAAGGCCAACCCAGAGGAACAUUGGAUUGUGUCUUGCUUUGGGAUCAUGCACAAGGUCAGAGGUAAACCUGCGGAGAGUAUGAACCUGUAUGACUGGCACAGAGAGGCGGUCUUGUGGGGCAUCCUGACGAAGAUUCCAUUCUUCAAGUAUAAUCUACUGAGGAAGACGUUCAACAGAUGGAGAUCUGGUCAGAAGCAUCAGGAGUAUUGUAACAUCCGUAAGAAGGUCCAUGAUAGUCUCCUGCUAGCUGUGCCAGGGUUCGGAGCCGCCUCCAUUCAGGUCUCUAAGCUCCUCCAGGAGCUUGGCACUGUACGCUUUCUCCCCCUGGAGCUAGACCAUUGCUUCACACUGCCUGAAUUCGAGCAUAGGACUAAAAUGAUGUACAAAGCUGGUCAGGUCAUCCUCAACAAAUUCUUCCACUUCUGUAAAUUAAUCUUGGAUAAGGCUUGCGAGGACUCCUUUGCCAUGCUGGAUUUCUGUAAACAACAGGCAAAUAAAGACAAAGCCCUAUUCUCCAAGGAAUCGCUGUUUAUCCAGAGACAGAAGAAAGAGCAAAGGGAGGCCAACCUCCUUAAAGCUCACAAUGAAACAAAGCGUCUUGGUAACUUCAUUCUUCUGGUUGAUCAGAUGCUCGUUUGCCAUCUUCUUGCUUUGACCCGGUAUAAUGUCUGUACCUUCGUCAGACACACCAUGGUGGGGACCAUAGAUGCCCCACGGGAAGCACUUUACAAAGCUAAACUGAACUUCACUAGUAAAGGGGCAUUGACUCUGCAUCCGUCCAAACAGAUGUUCUUGGACACUCUUGAUGCAACCAUCAUCAAAUUGGCUAACAUCAUCAGCGAUGCUGCUAGGCCUAUUGAAGAGGUCACUGCCGGAUGGGUCGGAAACCAGAGAGAAAGGCUCUUUCAGAAAGACGAGGACGCAGACGACGGACGAUCUGAUUCUGAAAUGUCUGUCAGAGAAGCCGCUUCCUCUCAGCGAAUUAUUUCCACCGCAGCAGAAAGGCUACAGGAACCUCUCUUGAUAGAACAGAAGACUCCUAGGAAGGAGUUUGACCAUCUCGGGGUCGCGACCCCUGAACUCUGCAAGAAGAAUGACCUCCAGGAGGACUAUGUGGUCGUUGGAGAGCGCAUGGUUGGGCAGUACAACCCACUCACUGAAGGGAGUCUGGCAGAUAGACUACUUUCUGAUGAGGAGAUAUCAUCAGCCAGAGAGCUACAAACAGAGAUCAUCGCGGCAGCCUUGGAAGAAAUCGAUACCUUCUGUGAGAACCAAUCGUGGCUUGCUGAUAUUCACCGCUUUGCUCGCAAGUGGAAUAAGGACACUGUCUUGCAGUGGAAGAGAGCUCAGGCAUACAGUAUAGAGACCAAACUCGGUGAGAUCCGCGACUGGUGCGAGCAGGUGAAGAGCGUGGACCGGAGCUUCGUGACCCAGAACGGACUCUUCCACAUCGACUGCGGGGCCAUCCAGGAGGACCUCGUCCCUCUUCUCAACAACGCGUUCAGGGAUCUUCUCAACUUCACAGCCAGCGAGGCAAAGAACCUCUCCAUGGAGUUUAUGACGGAGAUCAAGGGCGUGGUUAUGGGUAUGAAAGAGAAGAGCACUGAUGUAAAAGAUUUCGCCGACUACGCCAAGCAGUACAACAGAUAUAAGAUCAAGAUGCCUGAACUACAGAAAGAAGUAGAAUAUGUCAAGUCACUCUUUGAGGUGAUUCGUCUAAGCUAUCGUUCCCUAACCCCGGAAGAGGAAAAGUGCGAGGAAGGGGUGUGGCAGAACUGGGAGGCAUUCCUGCUACAGCUUCAGGACACUGCUGAAUUCGUCAACAUGCAGACUCCCAUUCAAAUUGGCAACCUUGACGAAGAAUACCAGCAUUUAUACAGCGAAGCCAAGAAGAUCUCCAGUGAGGCUUCCAAAGGCAUCUUCUUGGACCCGUCUCAGAAACCCAUGACGAUCUUGGACAAGCUCUCUCAGCUCUUUGGCAAGUUCACCAGGGUCAACAGCCGUAUCAAUGAGUGCAGUGAAAACAAGAUGAAGAUCACUGGUCAGAAGUACGAUGUCUCCGAGCUGACGGAGAUGUUUCAGACCAUGACCGUCAGGCACCAACUCUGGAGGUUUGUCGAAGUCUCGACGGGUGGCAUUGUGGAUUGGAAGCAGAUGUUGUUCAGAAAGAUUAAUGUGUCUAAAGCUAUGGCUAAAGUCACAGAUUGGCAACAGGCUGCGGGCCAGCUCAAACAGGUGCUGCCCCAGGGCGAUCUCGUACUGGCCCAUUGGUACCAGCUACUCUCAGACUUCAAGCAAGACUUGCCCCUGCUCCUCAAGCUUUCAAGUGACUGCCUCAAGUCUCGCCACUGGAAGUCCCUAUUCCUAGCCCUGGGCCAGGUGUAUGAGCCUGGACGACAGUACUACGUACGAGAGCUCCUGUCCUACAACCUGAGUGAACACAGCCUGCAGAUCAGCACCAUAUGCGCCGGAGCGACGGCAGAGUUCGACCUGGAGCAGAAACUGGUCAAGCUGAGGAAGGUCUGGGAGGAGAAGGAAUUCAAGCUUGCCAAGUACCUCGCACCAGGGAAAGAAACGUUUGAUUUUGAGCUACCAUCGAGUGAUAAGAAAGAUGGAAAGAAGGCCAAAUCUGAUAUGUACACAUUAAUUGGACAUGAAGAAUUGAAAUACCUGUUAGAGGAUAACCAGUUGACCCUUCAGAGUAUGCUCGUGUCCCCUCAUCUUGCUGACCUUCGACCUGAAGCCGAUUCCUGGGCGUUGACCCUGAGGCAGGUUGAGGACAUGCUGGAGCUAUGGACAGUCUGUCAGAAGAAGUGGUUGUACCUGAGCCAGGUGUUUUCAGAUGAAGUCGUAGGGGAGAACCAGCCAUAUCUAGCCAAGCAGUUUGAAGGUGUAGACGAAAAAUACCAGGAGUUUAUUACGGCCGUGGUUGAAGACCCCAAGGUCUUGUCUAUUCUGAAUAGACGGAAAGGAACCAAGGGCUUCAGAGAGUUGCAGGGUGACAAUCUGACCAUACUACUCAACAGUCUCAUAAAAAUCCAAGAUGACAUUCUCGCAAACUUGGACCCGUUCUCGGCCACCAAGUACUCCAUUGAAACGGCCCGUAGAAAGUACCCUAGGCUGUGCUUCCUCAGCAACCAUGAGCUCAUCGAUCUCUUCUCGAAUUUCAAGGAUAGGCAGAGAUGGAUCCCUCAAGUGAGGGCUCUGUUUCCUGGAGUUCGUCAUUUAGACUUCGAGGCUCCGACCAGUUCAGAAGACGGCAUGAGUGCGCUUGAUCUGCUUUUGAAUUCUGACAAGCUUGAGGCGACGGCCCUCCGUGGAUCCCUUGAUGAACGUCUGAGCCUGAUCACUCCCCUACCGUCCAAACCAUCUCCUCCUGCCUGGCUCAGUUCACUGGAGAUCGCCAUCAAGACCACCAUGGGGAAUACACUUCACUCCUGCCUCGAAUCAAGGCUAAGAGAAGGCAUCGUAACUGGAGAUAUCCUGUCCGAACUGAGCUCUUUAGACCGCAACCCUUCCGCAGACCCCGACGUGGAGGCUCAACUAAAGAAGGCUGUUCGGGAGAGCUUCUGCCAGUGGCUGCUGCGUUUCCCAUCACAGUGUGUCCUCACCGGAGAGGGAGUGCUCUGGAGUAGGGACGUGUUGCCUGCCGUCAGGAAGGGUGAUCUGAAACAGCUUACUCAGAUUAGGGAUAAUCUGCAGAGACGUCUCGACCAGUACAGCCUGAUCUUGAGGGAGAAUAAUCAGAAUCCAGUGACCUCGGAGGCUUCGGCUCGUCUCCAGAUUCUGGUUGGUUCAUUGAUCGAGCAGGGCAUGCACCAUAGAGACAUCGUAGAAGAUUUGUUAGCAAAGAAAGAGCUUUCUGAUAGAGACUUUGACUGGAGGAAGGUGCUGCACUAUGACAUGGACUUCAAGACGGUGCUCUGUGCUCAAUCCGUGGUUGAUCCAGACCAGGAGACUGGCAGGAAGAGCGAAGCGGUCAAGUCUGUGAUAACCACAACUGAUGAAUUCUCCACCAUUACAGAUAAACCACAAACACGAGAAGCUGCUGGACCUAGAACCAAAACUGUUGUCGGGACCGGCUUUGCGUUCGGCCCUCUGCGGGUGUGUCAACUAGGAGCUACUUUCCCAUAUGACCAUGAGUACCUCGGACCCGGUCCUCGCCUGGUGGCCACUCCGCUGACUGACCGGUGCCACAUGAGCCUGACCAAUGCUAUGAGGCAGAGGCAGUGUGGUGCGGUCAUCGGUCCUAGCGGGGUGGGCAAGACGGAAACGGUCAAGGAGCUGGCUAAUUUUAUGGGCCAGAAUGUAGUUACAUUGGAUUGUGCUGUGGACAGUAGUAUCGUGACGGUAGGUAGGUUCCUUUCGGGCGCUGUUCAGAGUGGAUCUUGGUUGCUCCUAGACAACGCAGAUAGACUGACACAUGGUCUUAUGGCAGUAGUAAGCCAACAGUUGGAGUAUCUUUGCCAUGCUUAUCACAUUCUCCAAGACACGAACUGCCUCUACAGUAAGAGAGGAGCCUGCAAACAUGACUACAAGAAUCCUGAACCUACAAGUCCAAAGAGAAGGCACUCCUUAGCAACCCUUCAUUCCUCUCAAGUACGCGACGACAGCCAAACCCGACGACCAACAAUAUUCCCAGCUGCUACAAAUGAGAAGCACGGGCCAUCUAAGUUUGACGAUGUGUUCGGAGAUUACGAGGAAGAAUGCGAAGUGGGUCAGUUUGGGAAGCGACGUCACUCCAUCUCUAGAUCUCAGUACACCCCGGAGGAUCACUACGAUAGUGACGUACCAACCGUACCCCUAUUUGUAGAGAUGCAAGGUCCCGCUAUGAUAAGGCGGCCAGCAUCUCGGGACAGCCUCACCGAUUCACCGGAGUUCAGUCCCCUGCAGCAGUGGACAUACAAACCCGAGAACUGCGGCUACGUCAGCUUCGAUUCCAGGAUGGUCCUGGCCAACGUCAACUACAACUGCUUCAUGACGAUCAACACAGGAGAUGCCCUUGCUCACCCCAUUCCGGAAAGCCUCAAGAACACCAUGAGGCCUGUUGCCAUGGUAAAACCAGACCUGAGUAUUAUUCUGGAGACUGUCCUGAUCUUUAAUGGCUUCCAGGAAGCACCCAUGCUUGCUGUCAAGCUCUGUCAGCUCUCCAAGAUGGUUCAGCAUACGUUCCCUGAAGAACCCAUCUAUCAGCUGAGUGUUGGAAACCUGAAGGGGAUCAUCCAUCUGGCCACCUCCAGACUCUACUCAAAGAGAAGACGAUAUCAGCUCUCAGCCAGGAGCAGUGGCAAUGACAUGUCCAGGAUUAGCAGUGAAGAAGUGAUUGAUCCUGUUUCAGGGGACGACCAGGACUUCAUUACUGGUCUAGAGGAAGACGAUCUCCACCGAGAAGAAUGCGCACUGGUCUUUGCCCUUCAGCUGUUCCUGACCCCACGCAACCGCUCCGUUGAACACUCCACCAUGCUGAGGAACAUGCUGCGGAGCCUCUUCCCCUGGGGCAUGGGCAGCCUGGGGAGGGGGGUGGGGGCGGAGCAUGACCCGGUGCUGGUGGACGCCAUCCAGAGCCAGUUUGUGGCCGAUUGUCUCCAGGCCACUCCCCUCCAUGUAUCCAAGGUGCUCGAGUUGUACGAGUCGCUGCGGUACAAGUCUGGCGUUGUCCUGGUGGGCUCGGCAGGGAGCGGCAAGACCGUGUGCUACCAGACCCUGUGUAGGGUUCUCAACAGUCUUCAAGCUAAUCCCCCCACUCCCGACGAGGGACCCACUGCUCCAAUGCAUGGACCUAAAGUACAGGGUUUGGAGGGAGUUCCACGUCAUCAGUUGUCCCAGCCGAUGGAGCGCUUGCGACGUAAGGCAGAGGUGGUGUCCUUCAUGACCCUCCACUGGAUGGACACUGCAUCCCGUGGAGCUGAGAAGCCUUCCUACCCGAGAGUGGAUUCCUCCGUUAUCUAUCCAGCUACCCUCUCGAUGAAGCAGCUGAUUGGUGAGUUUAACGUCGCCAGGCACCGAUGGCGGGACGGUCUGGUCACGUCCCUGAUCUACGGCUCCGGUCAGUCCAUGCAGACGGCCGAAGAGAUGCAGAGAGAACUGCAAGAGAACAAGAAGAAGAACGCCACCAAAGGGAUGCUCAACCCGCCGACGGUCAUAAAGAAGUGGGUUGUCAUGGAUGGGGUGAUUGACCCCCGGUGGGCGGAGACCCUGGCCGAUCUGAUUGGUACCGGGCGUGGCAUGGUCGGUGGUAGCGGAAGCACUACGUUGCCCAGCGGCGAAAGGUUGCCAAUGCCAAACUGUACAUCACUUAUAUUUGAGACUAGCACAGUGACCAAUGCCUCUCCGGCCACUAUGGCUAGGUGUGCGGUCAUCCAUUUUGGCACCAGUGUGGUCAGCUGGAAGUCCCUGGUCGAGUCCUGGAUUUCAGGGGCGCAGUCAUGCUGGGAGGUUAGCAACAAUAGUUUGCAGCUUCUGCAGAACCUGAUGGACGAUACCUUCGCCCGCACCCUGGACUUCCUGUCCAACACCCACUGCGUCCCCGCCUUGGAGUCCGACCUGCCCAGGACCGCCGAGUCCUGCCAGGCCACUGGGGUCGGCAUCAAGGAGGUCGGGUCGUUCCUACGCAUUCUGACCGCCCUGUGUGACCAUCAUCUUGUCCGGGAGAGUGGCGAUGGGAACGCUUCUCCGGCUACCAGUGACAAUAAGCUUGAUGAGCGAAAGACUCCUCGCCCCACCCCCACACCCACCCCAUCCCUGAGUGUCAGUAGCAUGACAAGACAUACAGCAAACAAGACCACGCUACUCACAUCCAUGUUUGCUUUUGCCUAUGUUUGGGGAUUCGGCGGCCACCUACACGACAGGCACACUGAGAUGUUCGAUCAGUUUGCCCGUCAGCUUUUGGGUCGUGCGACCCAUGACAUCAUCCUUCCUCCAGAAGGCACUGUUUAUGAUAUCCACAUCGAUGCAACCCUUGGAAUCUUGGUGUCUUGGGCGGAUACGAACAGAGAGAAGAUGAGGACAAUCAGUGCUAACUUUGUUGUCACUCCUGAGGCCGAGAGAUAUUUUCAUUUACUAGAUAUCCUGGUCGGAGCAAACCAACCUGUUCUCUUGACGGGAGCUCCAGGAAUUGGUAAAACAUCGCUCAUUCAGAACAUGGUUCAGCAGAGACACCACUUCCUCUCCAUGGCCAUGUCUCCCGUCCUGGGCUGUGAGACCAUGGAGAAGAUGAUCGUCGGCAAGCUGCGACCCCGCAGCGUGGUGAACGUCAGCUCGCAGCCGACCAAGCCGGGCCAAAUACCCACCAAUCCUCUCUUCUUCAUCGACGAUCUGAACUGCGCCGGCAUGGAGAAGACAACAGGAGAACAACCCUGUCUUGAGCUUCUCCGUCAGCUGAUGGCUGAGGGCAGCAUAUACCAACGUGACAGCCUGUCACACUACUCGCUAGAGAAGACCAACUUCAUCACCGCGUGUUACCCCCCGGGGACGCAGGGCGUCGGGAGCGGCACCUCUUGCCACAGCCUCAGUUCAAGGCUCUCCAGGCUGUUUGUUGUCCUGUCUUACUUUACGCCCUUGGCCGAGUCCCUCAACCUGUUGCAUGCUGGGAGUCUUCAGAGCUGGCUGGAGGAGUUUCCUGCCUACUCUCUCAACCACCACUAUGAACUUGCUCAGGCAAUCGUCAAGGCCACCAUCCGUCUGCACUCUCUGAUCAAGAGACAGCUGAUGACGAGCCCCGUCAAUCCCCAUUACGUCUUCUCCCUGCACGACGUCAACCGCAUUGUCCAGGGCAUGUUCCUAAUGGCCAACAGGUCAGGCAGGUCAAAGGGCAGGCAUGGACGGAGAGGUGGAGGUCAAAGGUCACAGGCUAAAGGAAAUUUGCAUGAUGACCUUUGUAAAAAAAGAGGAGCACACUGAACUUUCAAGGAAACGAUGAAUGUAUAUUUGUACAUCGGGGGCCCGUUUCAUAAAGGACUUGCAACUGUUGGAACUUUG